This is a messenger RNA of Nerophis lumbriciformis (worm pipefish), 1866 nucleotides long. The record is from RefSeq and is a predicted model, not a curated record. Lineage: Eukaryota; Metazoa; Chordata; Actinopteri; Syngnathiformes; Syngnathidae.
AUGCGCGCACUACAAAACCGAGAAUUCUCAACACCUCUGACGAGAAGGCAGGACUCCUUGCUCACAGCCCAGACCUCGACGACUCGUCUCAUUGACCCAUACGGUGGCCAACUCGUCGAUCUGACGAUCGACCGCGCGGAGCUCGCCGAGUUCAGAGCUAGAGCUCAGGCUCUUCCUACACUGACUUUGAGCGAGCGGUCGUGUUGUGAUCUCGAGUUGUUGGCCGGUGGUGCCUUCUCGCCCCUCGAGAGCUUUCUCGGCGAAGCCGACUAUCAGAGCGUCUUGGACACUCUACGCCUGACCAGCGGUCAGCUCAUGCCGGUGCCGGUCACCCUCCCAGUUGAUGCCGAUGCCAACCUUCGGCUCGACUCGGAAGUCGCACUGUACAGCUGUCGCCGAGAGCUCCUCGGUACGCUCCGUCUCGACGAGAUCUACCCCUGGGAUCGCCGCCGCGAAAGCGCCGCGGUGUUUGGAACUACAGAUUCUCGCCAUCCUCUGGUCGCCGAGAUGCACCGCUGGCCCGGGCACUACGCCAGCGGUAAGCUGCGAAUGCUGCCGUCCUCGCCGCCGCGCGAUUUUCGCCAGCUACGCCUCGGCCCGUCGGCAGUCCGCGCCCGACUCGCCGCCCUGGGACGCACCAACGUGGUGGCCUUUCAGACCCGCAACCCGCUGCACAGAGCCCACGAAGAGCUCGCCCGGCGGGCCAUAGACGCGGUCGACGGCACCCUGCUGUUGCACCCGACAGUGGGCCUCACUCAGCCUGACGACAUCGACUACUUCACCCGUGUGCGGACUUAUCAAGCAGUAGUCGACGGCUACCUCGACCCCGAACGAGUGGUUUUAGCGUUGCUGCCGCUGGCGAUGCGCAUGGCGGGCCCGCGCGAGGCGCUUUGGCACGCCCUGGUGCGGCGCAACUUCGGCGCCAAUCACCUGAUCGUCGGCCGCGAUCACGCCAGCCCCGGGCUCGAUUCCGGGGGUCAGCCUUUCUAUCCACCCUACGCGGCGCAGGAGUUGCUCGACCGCCAUGGCGACGAGCUCGGCGUCGCCGCGGUCCCUUUCAACGAGCUGGUCUACUUGCCCGAACAGGAGCGCUACGAGGAAUCCUCCAAAGUCGGCCCGGACACCCCAACGCUCGCCUUGUCGGGUAGCCAGGUACGCGACUACCUGAGCAACGGUCGUCGACUGCCGGCCUGGUUCACCCGUGCAGAGGUUGCCGACAUCUUGGAGAGUGCCCAUCCACGGUACCGCCAGCAGGGCGCUUGCAUCUGGUUUACGGGUCUCAGCGGCUCCGGCAAAUCGACCACCGCCGAAGAGCUUGCUGCGGCCCUACGCGAAGGAGGCCGCACGGUGACCGUGCUGGACGGCGACGUGAUCCGGACCCACCUGUCCAAAGGGCUGGGCUUUAGCCCUGAAGAUCGCGACACCAACAUCCGACGGAUAGGGUUCGUCGCCAGCCAGAUCGUCGCCCACGGCGGCCUGGUGAUCUGUGCCGCGAUCAGCCCCUACCGCGCCACCCGUGAUGAGGUGCGCAGCAUGUUCAAAGCGGGCUGCUUUCUGGAGAUUUUCGUCGACACUCCGCUCAUAGAAUGUGAGCGGCGCGAUACCAAAGGACUGUAUGCCCGUGCUCGCAGCGGCGAGUUGAAGAACUUCACCGGCAUCGACGACCCGUACCAAGAUCCCCUCGAUCCGGAGAUCGUUCUCGACACUCUCCAGACUAGCCCGAAGGUCAACGCGGAACGGAUUCUUGGCCAGCUCCGGCUCAGCCAGGCGAACCGGAUCGCUCGGGUCGAGGUGCGCGGGCCGAGGGGUGUUUCUCGAACGCCGAAGAACGUGACCGACAAACCAGAGCCAUCAACGGAGCCAUAA